Cavenderia fasciculata is the source of this 2040-nucleotide messenger RNA. Its product is annotated as G-protein-coupled receptor family protein. The record is from RefSeq and is a predicted model, not a curated record. Gene Ontology annotation, molecular function: protein binding. The transcript is spliced from 3 exons. Lineage: Eukaryota; Evosea; Eumycetozoa; Acytosteliales; Cavenderiaceae. Bases 1 to 2040 code for a protein of 679 amino acids.
AUGAAACUCUAUUAUUUAUUAUUUAUUUUAUUUAUUACAUUGAAAUUGGUACAAGGCCAAUCAUCAUCCUCUACUAAUACUACAUACCCAAUUGUUGAUCCAUUUGCAACAUGUCAAUCAUAUACUGGAACAAUAUGUAAAAAAUAUUUAAAAGAUCCAAAUUCAAUUUGGAUACCAUAUAACAAAACACAAGAAGAAUUUGAAGAAAAUGCGUUAAAAGUAUUAUCAAGUAUGACAAUUAUGGGCGACAGUUGUGCAAAUGAUCAUAGUUUAAAGGUUGUUUGUAAUAUGUUGUUUCAACCUUGUCAAACUGUCGAUCUACCAUAUCCAAUCCCACUUGGAGGUCGAAAUAUUACAAAGAUUGCACUCUUUCAAAGCUCAUGUCGAAGUGAUUGUAUACAAUUUUUUAAUGAUUGUCCUAGAAUGACUGCCAAAAGUAAUAUUACAUGUGAAGAUGUCGUUCCCAAAUUCCUUGUUGACAUGUUUCCAGUAUCGAGUAAUUCAUUUAAUCUAUCAAAAUUCCGUGGACCAGACAUUUACUCGAUUCAAUGUGCAGUAACCGAUUCUAUCAUUGUUGGAUGUCCUUUAUGUGCUCCAUACGAUUUUACAUGUGCUGCUCCAUUUACCUAUAAAAAUAGAUCGACUACCAAUGAAGAAGAUGGAUUCAAAUAUCUUACUGGAACAGCAUGUGUAUUCCCAUGUCCAUAUCCAGUGUUUGACAAGAGCCAAUUCAACACCAUCUUUAAAAUAUCCAACGCUUUUGGUGUAUUUGGAUUUAUAUGUUGCUCGUUUAUGAUUAUUACAUUUGGUAUAUUGGAUCGUCACCAAGACCGUCAUACUCGUUGUAUUCUAUACAUGUGUAUAUUUGGAUUGUUGAUGACAUUUACAGAUCUAGCUCUAUUGAGCCAAGGAUUUGAAUUCCUCUGUGAUGGUGGUAUUCGAUUUAGACGUCAACAUUUGGAUGCUGCAUGUCCUGCAACAGGCUUCCUAUUCACAUUUGGUGGUCUUGGUAUUAUUUUAUGGUGGGGUACCGCUGCUUUUGAUUUAUGGAUGGUUUUAAGAAAUUUAAAUACAACAGAAUCUUAUGAAAAAUUUUAUACACCAAUUGUAUUUGUAGUAGCAUUGACAUUGGCGUUGGUUCCAUUAUCAGAUAAUCAAUAUGGAUAUUCAGGAGGUAGUCUACAAUGUUUCCUAAGAGACCAGGACUGGCAAAUAGGUGCUUUUUGGGUACCCUAUUGUGUUGUAUUAUUUUCAGGAUUGAUAUUUGUUGGAUUAAUAUUUAGAGAAGUUUAUAAAGUGGUUAUUCGUACAGACGAUGGAAGAACAAAGUCAAUCCGUCUUAUUCGUUUUAAUCUAAAACCAUUCAUUUUGUUGAUGGUUUUCAUGGUCGAAUUCUUUUAUGAAAUUAUCUUUAAUUUCUAUUCGACAUCGCGUAAUGAAACCAUAUCUGAAAAGAUGCAAGAAUAUGUUACAUGUGUCUAUGCCCAUGGAGAAGACCACUGUUCGCCAUCUGGUAUCAUCCCAUUUGGUCCACAUGCAGCUGCCAACACCAUCAGAGUUCUCCAACCAAUCCAAAUAUUUUUAAUCUAUGGUAUCACCAAACGUACCGCCACCAUUUGGUUAAAUUCACCUCUAUGUUGCAAUCGUUUCUUUAAUCUCAGAGAUAUCAUUUCAUUGGCCACAUCCUCUUGGAAUUCAUCUAGUAAUACCCGUGGACAAAUGAGUCGCAAGCCAUCAGAAAUGAAUUUCCGCCGAGCCACCUCCCAACCCACCAUCACUGCAACCAACGACGCAUCAGAUGAUGACAACAGUUCAUGUUCAUCCAAAGAGUCUCCUCCAUCACCUUCAAUCCUAUCCAAUGCAACCAUGGUUCCAAGUAAUAAUAAUAAUAAUUUACAAGUUAUGAGUAGUCCACCAAUGGAAGCUAUAAGUACAGACAUUGAUAUUGAAGAGUUGGAAGAGGUUGAACUAAAUAAUGACAUUGAACAAAAUAAUAAUAAUAAUAAUAAUAAUAUUGAACCUGGAGGAAUGGAUAAUUAA